This is a messenger RNA of Sorex fumeus (smoky shrew), 2403 nucleotides long. It is a transcript of the gene NIBAN2, whose product is annotated as niban apoptosis regulator 2. The record is from RefSeq and is a predicted model, not a curated record. The coding region runs from base 117 to 2369 and encodes 750 amino acids. The transcript has 14 exons. NCBI's taxonomy places the organism in Eukaryota, Metazoa, Chordata, Mammalia, Eulipotyphla, Soricidae.
CAGCCGGGCGGCGGGAGCAGCGCAGGGCGGGCCGGGCUCCAUGGCGCCAGCGGCGUCCGCUUGAGCGGCACGGGCAGCGGCGGGCGGCGGGCGACGGGCCGCGGCUUUGGCUCGCCAUGGGGGACGUGCUGUCCACGCACCUGGACGACGCGCGGCGCCAGCACAUCGCAGAGAAAACCAGGAAGACCCUGACGGAGUUCCUGCGCUUCUACGAGGCCCAGUAUGGCGUGGCGCUCUUCCACAGCAAGCGGCACGAGAUCGAGGGCACCGGGCCCCCGCAGGCGCAGCUGCUCUGGCGGAAGGUGCCCCUGGAGGAGCGCAUCAUCUUCUCGGGGAACCUUUUCCAGUACCAGGAGGACAACAAGAAGUGGAGGAACCGCUUCAGCCUGGUGCCCCACAACUACGGGCUGAUCCUCUACGAGAACAAAGUGGCCUAUGAGCGCCAGAUCCCGCCCCGCGCCAUCAUCAACAGCGCCGGCUACCGGAUCCUCACCUCCGUGGACCAGUACCUGGAGCUGGUGGGCCACUCCUUACCAGGCACCACGUCCAAAGCGGGCAGCGCGCCCAUCCUCAAGUGCCCCACGCAGUUUCCGCUCAUCCUCUGGCACCCGUGGGCGCGCCACUACUACUUCUGCAUGAUGACCGAGGCCGAGCAGGACAAGUGGCAGGCCGUGCUGCGCGACUGCAUCCGCCACUGCAACAACGGGAUCCCCGAGGAGGCCAAGGUGGAGGGCCCCGCGUUCACCGACGCCAUCCGCAUGUUCCGGCAGUCCCGGGAGCAGUACGGCACGUGGGACAUGCUGUGCGGGAACGAGGUGCAGAUCCUGAGCAACCUGGUGAUGGAGGAGCUGGGCCCCGAGCUGAAGGCGGAGCUGGGCCCGCGGCUGAAGGGGAAGCCCCAGGAGCGGCAGCGCCAGUGGAUCCAGAUCUCCGAUGCCGUCUACCGCCUGGUGUACGAGCAGGCCAAGGAGCGCUUCGACGAGGUGCUGGCCAAGCUGCAGCAGGCGCGGCCGGCCAUGGAGGCGGUCAUCCGCACCGACAUGGACCAGAUCAUCACCUCCAAGGAGCACCUGGCCAGCAAGAUCCGAGCUUUCAUCCUCCCCAAGGCCGAGGUGUGCGUCCGCAACCACGUGCAGCCGUACCUGCCGUCCAUCCUGGAGGCCCUCAUGGUGCCCACCAGCCAGGGCUUCACCGAGGUGCGGGACGUGCUCUUCAAGGAGGUGACGGACAUGAACCUGAACGUCAUCAACGAGGGCGGCAUCGACAAACUGGGCGAGUACAUGGAGAAGCUGUCCCAGCUGGCCUUCCACCCGCUCAAGAUGCAGAGCUGCUACGAGAAGAUGGAGCCGCUGCGGCUGGACGGGCUGCAGCAGCGUUUCGACGUGUCCAGCACGGCCGUGUUUAAGCAGCGGGCACAGAUCCUGAUGCGGGAGCAAAUGGACAACGCGGUGUACACCUUCGAGACGCUGCUGCACCAGGAGCUGGGGAAGGGGCCCACCAAGGAGGAGCUGUGCAAGUCCAUCCAGCGCAUCCUGGAGCGGGUGCUGAAGAAGUACGACUAUGACAGCAGCACCGUGCGGAAGCGCUUCUUCCGGGAAGCCCUGCUGCAGAUCACCAUCCCCUUCCUGCUCAAGAAGCUGGCGCCCACCUGCAAGUCGGAGCUGCCCCGCUUCCAGGAGCUGAUCUUCGAGGACUUUGCCAGGUUCAUCCUCGUGGAGAACACGUACGAGGAGGUGGUGCUGCAGACGGUCAUGAAGGACAUCCUGCAAGCCGUGAAGGAAGCCGCCGUGCAGCGCAAGCACAACCUCUACCGGGACAGCAUGGUCAUGCACAACAGCGACCCCAACCUGCACCUGCUGGCCGAGGGCGCCCCCAUCGACUGGGGCGGCGAGUACGGGGGCGGCGGGGACGACGCGGGCAGCCCCGGCACCCCGGAAGCGGCCGCGCUCUCGGAGAAGCGGCGACGCGCCAAGCACGUGGUGUCGCUGGUGCAGGAGGAGGAGGAGGCGGCGGCGGCGGCGCUGUCCUUCGAGGCCAGCCCGGAGCCCGCGUCGCCGGCGUCCCCGGACAGUGUCACGGAGAUCCGGGGCCUGCUGGCCCGGGAUCAGCAGGCCGACAGCCCCGCGCCGGCCGGGCCCCUGCUCAACGGGGCGCCCGCCCAGGAGAGCGCGCGACCCCCGGCGGCGCCCGCGCCCUCCGCCUCGCCCCCCGCCUCGCCCCUCCGGCACCUCCCGCCUGCCAAGGCCCCCAGCCUCGAGAGCCCCAAGCCCAGCGACCAGGAGACGGGGGAGCAGGUGUCCGGCCCCGGCAGCCGUCCCCCCAUCCACACCACCACCGAGGACAGUGCCGGGGUGCAGACUGAGUUCUAGGCUUCCCGGCUUCCGGGGACACCGUGGCGGGGUG